Harmonia axyridis is the source of this 2656-nucleotide messenger RNA. RefSeq names its product hemicentin-2. The coding region runs from base 68 to 2410 and encodes 780 amino acids. Gene Ontology annotation, cellular component: cell-cell junction. Gene Ontology annotation, molecular function: cell adhesion molecule binding. The transcript is spliced from 13 exons. Gene Ontology annotation, biological process: cell-cell adhesion. The record is from RefSeq and is a predicted model, not a curated record. Lineage: Eukaryota; Metazoa; Arthropoda; Insecta; Coleoptera; Coccinellidae.
UAGUUAUGUGUGUGUAUUUUAUGACAUGAUGAGUGUUCACUAGGAUUUUGAUGUUUAUUCGAUAUUGAUGGCUAUGAUGGUGAUAACAUCGAGCAUGUUCGGUUUGAUUUCGAUUAUUCUUAUUCAAGGUUCAGCAGCUGUACAACGAUUCGAACAACAACCUUCCUACACAGAAGUUAAUCCUGGUCAGGAUGCUAUCCUCCUCUGCAAGGUUUUCAAUAAACGAGGUUUCUGCUCCUGGCAAAAAGAUCACAAGCCAAUGGGAAUGUACCCAAAUAAAUACGAGUGGCAUUCUCCAAAUCAAGAGAACGGCGACUGUUCGAUCUGGAUAAGAACUGCUCAGCUUGAAUUUGACGAUGGAAAGUGGGAGUGUCAAGUAACUGCUAGUGAUUUUCAUACUCAAGACGCACUCACGAGUUUACCUGCGCGAUUUGUUGUCAGAGUUCCGCCUCAGCGGCCUCGAAUCGAAUUCAACGGAUCUCAGGUACUUCCAGGCCAUAAUCUGACAGCAUUACAUGGAGAAGUUGUUACAACAAUAUGUAGAUCUCAUUAUGGAAAUCCACCUCCUGUGUUGAAAUGGUUCUUAAAUCAAACGGAAAUAACUCCUACGAGAAAACAGACAAACACCACAGAGUUGGAUAACCCAAGAACGUGGUUAGCUUUAUCUGUUCUGGAGUUGACUAUAUCUAAGGAGAAUCACGGAAGAAUGUUGCGAUGUGUUGCUGUUCAUGAAUCAUAUUCGACCAAAUCCAGUAGUAUAGAUGUAAGAUUGGACGUUAUGUAUAUACCUGAAACACGUCUGACAGGAAUACCAACUGAUGACGUGGAAGAUCUCAAGGAUACGGUCUCAAUACGUUGCUUAGUGGAUGCCAAUCCACGCGCAUCAGUUAUUUGGAAGAGAGAAGGACAAAUACAGCCUGCUGGUCUGCAGGAAUUACUACAAUUCAGUCCUGUUAUCAGAGCACAUUCGGGAUUAUACAGUUGCAUAGCAAGAAAUAAAGCUGGAGAGUCUCAACCUGCUCGUAUUCAUUUAGAUGUGAAAUAUCCUCCGAAGAUUGUUAGUAUCGGUAGGGAGAAAAUGAAAACAGCUUUAUUGUUCUCUCCGAUGUCUUUCGAAUGCAUGGGUGAAGGCAACCCUUCUCCCACCUACCAGUGGCUGCAGACACUUCCAUCACCGUCUAGCUUGGUCAUCGAGCGAUCCAGAGAUUCCAAAUUGUAUAUAUCAAACGUUACUUACGACUAUCAAGGAGAGUACACCUGCAGAGUUAGAAAUAUAAUAAAUGGGGAAGAAAGAAUAGAGAUCAGUGAGCCAAUCACUCUUCAAGUGCAUGGUGCGCCUCAAGUUCUUCGACAUUCCAGUGUACCAGAAAUCUUCGUGGAGAAGGGAGAGAACGCAAUUUUGAGUAUGGUGGUUUGUGCUGACCCUCGCCCAAGAAUUAUUGCGUGGGAAUGGGGAUCCCUCCGGUUAGAAGCAGGUUCAGAAAUGGGGAGGUACAGAGUAGAGAAUAUUAUUCAAGAACAGAGAGAAGACUGUUACAAAACGACGCUUCACAUCAGAGACGUAUCUGCAACAGAUUCCAGAGCAUAUUAUUUAUCUGUGGAAAACGAUAGUGGAACUGAUCGACAUGCGGUACAGUUGCAUGUGAGUGAACCUCUCCAGAUGUCUACAGUAGUCAGCUUAACAGGGGGACUGCUGGUGGUCUUUCUCCUCUCUAUUUGUGUGUUCAUAUAUAUCAUCAGAAGAGAGAAGUUUUGCUUUUCGAAACAAAGUGUCUUCAAACCCCCUGAGAUUGAUAGUCAAAAAUUAGAUUUCGAGAAAUCUACCACAGAUCCACAUGGAAUUCCUGCAGAUGCUGUCUAUACUACUACGAAUACCAGAAGUAGUCACCACCACACUGGUGGAAGUCCUGAAGCAAUGAAGCCAACACAUACAUUCAAUGGUAGAAGUAGUUUAGAGGAUAAGCCAAAGGAAAACAUCUACUCCGGUCUCCAACCACCCAAUGAAAGUCGAAUUGGAGAUUGCGAUUUCUCAUUCGGCUUCUUCGAUUCAGACAGUACAGAGAGGAGUUAUCAUCUAGAGCCAACGAAGUUUUAUAGUUUCAAUCCAAACCUUACGACAAAAUCGUACGACAAUUGGUCGUACAACACAUUGGCUCUGCACGGCAGUCACAAAUCGACCGUGCCAAACAUAGAUAAGUAUGCUCAUAGAUCCUCAUUUGUAAAUACUGAAAAUAAAAGUUCACUCAGAUCUUCGAACAGAUAUAACAAAAAUACGAAAGCGAGGCCCAGACCUCUGCAACUCGAAAAUGAAAAAUACUACGAUCUCGUUUUUCCGAAACAGCGUGCUAUCAACUUUUCUAAUUCGAAUUUCAAUUAUCAACCAGAUAGUCCAGAUAAAGCUGAAUUGUAAAUAAUUUUAUUGUAAUUCAAUUGUUGCAUAAUAUAUACUAACUGACAAAGAAACUGCUACACCCAGAAGGUGCUGUUUGAAUUUUAAUUUUUUUUGGUGAAACAUAGAUAGUAUAGCAAGAAGUAAACGAUCGAAGUUUGGAGAAAAAAUGAAGAGUUUACAAUUGUUUUUAAUAAAUUUGUUGAUAAUGUAUUUAUCCACCGAAAUUAUCUAUACACUCCCCAACACGUCUCGCAUUAAUGCAAU